GUCAGUUAGCAGCAACCAGAUAUUAAGUUGUAUUAGUCUUCUUCUGAUUCCCAGAAAAGGAUGAUUUUGAUUUAUAAGUUUGGAUUCUGUCUGUUUAAAUCUAGCAUAAAUAGUAAAGCCAUUAUGGUGAUGAUCCUAGUUAUGACUAAGUUGUCUUGAAGAAUUUAGACAUUUACUGUAUGAACUAUGGACUGGGUGGUAAAAUUUACCUAUCUAACAACUGAAGUUGCUGAACACAAAUUAUAUAUAGGUUAAACAAGGAAAACAUUGCAAAACAUUGAAAGGGAAUAUGUCUUUAUUUGCGUGCUGGCAAAUGAAUAUUUAGGUUUCACUUCAACUUCAUUAUGAAUAAUUCAAGCCUGUCACCGGAAUGGACAUUGAAUGAAGGAGUUAAUUUAAGCUAUUUUGAAAAUAAGAAUGUUUUCCAUAAAGACAAAAACAAACUCAUCCAUUAGCAUUAGCUGGUGCUCUCUUAUUUGACAUUGGUCAGAGUAUUUAAAAGUAAAAAGAAUGUUACUGCACAUUCAGAAAUCAGGUGCACAUAAAAUUUAAGGUCAGGGUAUUAAAGAAAUCACAACCAGUGAUAUUAGGCUUGGAUUUUCUUUCUUUUUUUCUAUUCAGACAUGAUAACUUUUCUACUCAUUUUUUUUUCAAUUCUAAUAUUGAUUUUAUUUGUUCUUGGAAAUUUUGCCAAUGGCUUCAUAGCACUGGUAAAUUUCAUUGACUGGGUCAAGAAAAAAAAGAUCUCCUCAGCUGACCAAAUUCUCACUGCUCUAGCAGUCUCCAGAGUUGGUUUGCUCUGGACUUUAUUACUAAACUGGUAUUUAACUGUGUUGAAUCCAGCUUUUUAUAGUGUAGAAUUAAGAAUUGCUUCUUAUAAUGCCUGGGUAGUAACAAACCAUUUCAGCAUGUGGCUUGCUACUAGCCUCAGCAUAUUUUAUUUGCUCAAGAUUGCCAGUUUCUCCAACCUUAUUUUUCUUCACCUGAAAAGGAGACUUAACAGUGUCAUUCUGGUGAUACUUUUGGGGGCUUUGUUAUUUUUGGUUUGUCAUCUUCUUGUGGUAAACAUGGAUGAGAGUAUGUGGACAGAAGAAUAUGAAGGAAACAUGACUGGGAAGAUCAAACUGAGGAAUGUAAUACACCUUUCAUAUAUGACUGUAACUACUCUAUGGAGCUUCAUACCCUUUGCUCUGUCCCUGAUGUCUUUUCUGAUGCUAAUCUGUUCACUGUGUAAACAUCUCAAGAGGAUGCAGCUCCACGGCAAAGGAUCUCAAGAUCUUAGCACCAAGAUCCACAUAAAAGCUUUACAAACUGUGAUUUCCUUCCUCUUGUUGUGGGUCAUUUCCUUUCUAUUCCUAAUCAUUUCAAUUUGGAGUCCUAGGAAGCUGGAGAAUGAAACAGUUCUCAUGGUUGGCAAGACUUUUGGAUAUAUAUAUCUUUCAUUCGACUCAUUCAUCCUAAUUUGGAGAAGCAAGAAGUUAAAACACACAUUUCUUUUGAUUUUAUGUCAUGUUAGGUGCUGAGUAAAAGAACUGAAACUACGAACUCUCUAGAUUCAUAAGUGGGACAUUUUGUGUGUCUUCUAGGAGAAAACAAACUGAUAGUGUCUGGAACAUUUUAUACUUUCUACUGGAUUUUUGGUAGUGUAUGUAUUGGAGUAAUUUCUGAAAGCUUACAUAGAAGUCUUUUACCUAAAGCUAGUCUAAAAAGUAUCUGUAUAUGUGUUUGUAUGUGUAUAUGAAACACUUAAAAGGUAUUGACAAUAACAUAAUCAUAUUUUCACAAGCUGCCAAAUUAUAGAAAAUAUAGUCGGAAAUUCCUCAAAACCAUGAAGCCAUAUGUAUUUCACUUUAUCAUAUUUCAUUUGAAAAUUUAUUAUCUUUAUAAUUGUUAAGAACUGACACCAUAUCUCAGAAAAUCAUUGCUCUUUUACACUGUGGUUUGUACCACACCUAUGUACCAAAGUGUGCUUAAAGAUCUAAUUUUUUUAAUAGUAAGGACGCUCAAUUCUAAAUCAAUAAUGAGGUUUUAUCUUUGGAGUAGUUUUCAUUCCAUCAUGAAUUCUAAUUUAAUGUUUAGUUUAAAGACAAUAUGUUGUUAGAUAAAGAUGGGCAGAAUAACACUGAAGGGUUACAAAUAUAUUUAGAACACAUUUUGUAUAUUUCUACCAUAAACAGUACUGAGAAAUAUUAGAUUUAAUACAA
Molecule: messenger RNA, 2204 nt
Organism: Cebus imitator (Panamanian white-faced capuchin)
Lineage: Eukaryota; Metazoa; Chordata; Mammalia; Primates; Cebidae
Product: taste receptor type 2 member 50
Exons: 1
Coding region: 624-1523 (299 amino acids)
Biological process (GO): G protein-coupled receptor signaling pathway; detection of chemical stimulus involved in sensory perception of bitter taste; sensory perception of taste
Cellular component (GO): membrane
Molecular function (GO): bitter taste receptor activity; G protein-coupled receptor activity
Source: RefSeq, a predicted model, not a curated record